Messenger RNA from Acanthopagrus latus (yellowfin seabream), 1446 nucleotides. It is a transcript of the gene rpf2, whose product is annotated as ribosome production factor 2 homolog. The coding region runs from base 136 to 1071 and encodes 311 amino acids. The transcript is spliced from 10 exons. Gene Ontology annotation, cellular component: nucleolus. The record is from RefSeq and is a predicted model, not a curated record. Gene Ontology annotation, biological process: ribosomal large subunit assembly; maturation of LSU-rRNA from tricistronic rRNA transcript (SSU-rRNA, 5.8S rRNA, LSU-rRNA). NCBI's taxonomy places the organism in Eukaryota, Metazoa, Chordata, Actinopteri, Spariformes, Sparidae. Gene Ontology annotation, molecular function: rRNA binding.
AGCAGGAUAUCAACCACCACUCCACCGAAGAAGAAGAACUCCACCAAUGUUGUCUUCCGGUGCUAAGUUUCACGUGUUAAGAUCCGCAACGUGAGUUCCCCUGCAGCUGUCAGGAACACGAAUAAAGACACAGAAAUGACGCAGUUAGACGGUGUGGUAAAACCAAAGACAAAGCGCUCCAAGCGCUUCUUGGAGAGCAGAGCACCCAAGCUGAUUGAGGAUGUGAAGACUGCCAUGAUCAUGAAAGGAGGGAACACCAGUCAAACCAUUACACAGGCCCUUAAGGACAUAUAUGCAUUGAAGAAGCCAAAUGCUGUGCUGUACAAGAAGAAGAACAUAACGCGGCCGUUUGAGGACUCAACAUCACUGGAAUUUUUCUCCAAGAAGACUGACAGCUCUCUGUUUCUGUUCGGCUCCCACAACAAGAAACGGCCCAACAACCUUAUAUUUGGUCGUCUGUUUGACUUUCACGUGCUCGACAUGAUUGAACUUGGAAUUGAGAAAUACGUUUCUCUGAGUGAUAUUAAGGCCAGCAAAUGUCCUGAAGGGACCAAACCAAUGCUUGUGUUUGCAGGGGAGGCUUUUGAUACAGACAAUGAACACAAACGUCUGAAAAGUCUACUCUUAGACUUCUUCAGAGGUCCCACUGUGUCUGCCGUGCGUCUGGCAGGCUUGGAACAUGUUCUGCACUUCACUGCCCUGGAUGGGAAAAUCUACAUGCGCAGCUACAGGUCUCUGUUGAAGAAGUCAGGGUGCCGAACACCACGGAUAGAGCUGGAAGAGAUCGGGCCAUCCUGCGACUUAGUCUUGAGAAGAACACAUCUGGCUUCAGAUGACUUGUACAAAUUAGCUCACAGACGGCCAAAGGCUCUGAAGGCAAAGAAGAAGAAGAACAUUUCCCAUGAUGUCUUUGGCACCAAGUUUGGCCGGGUACAUAUGCAGAAGCAGGAUCUGUCCAAGCUGCGCACACGUAAGAUGAAGGGCUUGAGGAAGAGGAAGGCAAAUGUGGUUGCUGAAGAACAGGAUGGACAGGCACCCAAAGUGGCCAAAGAAGCCGAGAACACAGAAUAAAGUCAAGUAUCUACCCCUGUCCAUUCCAUUGAUACUGGACACAAAACUGACCAUAUGCUUAUCAUUGGCCGCUUUUAAUGCCAGUGAUGGAUGUGUGAAGAACUGUCAGGCAAACAUGAUGCUUUUAUUUUUGCAACCUAAUGUGUUUUUCCCUUUGUUUCCAUGUGACGCUCAGAUAGUUUUGUCUCAGAUCUCUAGUUAAACCACCCAAGCAUGUGUCAGAAAAUGUUAAAUGUCCAACAAAUGUUCUGUAUUAUUUACAGUUGCAGGGGAAGUCAGGGCAGUUGAUGGUUUCUUCUGUAAGUUGAAUUGUGUAAAAAACAUAUUUUCAUUGGAUGCACUCACUUUAAAGGAAAUAAAAUGGUGUGUAAACUA